Meloidogyne enterolobii is the source of this 573-nucleotide messenger RNA. Lineage: Eukaryota; Metazoa; Nematoda; Chromadorea; Rhabditida; Meloidogynidae. The record is from the annotation of a GenBank genome assembly.
AAAAUGCUUCGUUCUAUUCGAUCAAACAAUUUAUUAUUCGCUUGCAGAGCUAUUUUAUACUUCAAUUUUGCCCAAAAUUUUAAGCAAAAUCAAUUAAUUAUUACAAAGAAUUAUGGAACCAAAUCAUAUCAGUCUUCAAAGUCAAAACAAAAAAUGUAUACUCCAAGUGAAAUGGACGACGAAAAACUAGGCAAAGAGGGCAAACUUUCAACAAUUGGACUGGCACAGAAAGCAAGUAAAGAAUUGAAGGAUUGUUAUCAAAUUUUACAAGACAACAUUUCAAAGCAUUUGACGCUUGAAGUGAAUUUGAAGACUUAUGAAGAUAUUCCUGUUACUUUGCAAAGUGGGGAGACCCACAAACUCUUCAAAUUUGCUCGAAUAACUAUGCGGAAUCCAACAGCGAUAGCUAUUAAUUUUGUUGAUAAUUUGGAGGCUAUGAAAUCUGCUCGUGAUGCCCUCCAAUCAAAUGUUGGUGAACAUGUGAAUAUCCAAGCGGAUGGAUUUAUGUUGUAUGUACCGGUACCAAAAAUUACUAGAGGUUUGUUUUUAAAAAUUUUUAAAGAAAUAAAUUAA